Molecule: messenger RNA, 285 nt
Organism: Puccinia triticina
Lineage: Eukaryota; Fungi; Basidiomycota; Pucciniomycetes; Pucciniales; Pucciniaceae
Exons: 3
Coding region: 1-285 (94 amino acids)
Source: RefSeq, a predicted model, not a curated record
AUGCGCUGGCUCUUCGUCCUCGCCGUUCAACUCUCUUGCUUGUAUUCCGGUCUGAGUGCUGCACCGGCUAUCGGAAAAGCGAUUGACGGGUUGGGCUCUGAGGAAUAUGAUCCAUCACUCUUCAGACUGAGCGAUCCACCUGCGAUUCCGGGGGCAAUACCGACGCAUCCGAAGCCCUCUGCCAAACCAUUGACGUCUGACCCGCCAUUACUGUCUAUCAGGCCAUUACCUUCUGCUCCGCCAUUACCGAACAGCCCCUACGGGCCUGUGGCAGAGGCCUAUUAG